Messenger RNA from Penicillium chermesinum, 1509 nucleotides. Its product is annotated as fungal specific transcription factor domain-containing protein. The coding region runs from base 1 to 1509 and encodes 502 amino acids. NCBI's taxonomy places the organism in Eukaryota, Fungi, Ascomycota, Eurotiomycetes, Eurotiales, Aspergillaceae. Gene Ontology annotation, cellular component: nucleus. The transcript is spliced from 2 exons. Gene Ontology annotation, molecular function: DNA-binding transcription factor activity; transcription cis-regulatory region binding. Gene Ontology annotation, biological process: positive regulation of transcription by RNA polymerase II. The record is from RefSeq and is a predicted model, not a curated record.
AUGGCUGCAGGAAUGUCGAAACAGCCGGGUGAGUGGAAAUCUGAGUUUGCUAGCCGAGGCUUAGCAUUUGGGCGCGCGGGAGUCUGGAACAAGACGCGCCUGGGUGAGAAGAAGUCCCAGGGCUCUCUCCUUGGUUCGCCUGCUUCUUCUGCUUCUUCUGCAGAUGAUCUUCAGCAGUGGAUGUCAUUUCCUGUAGUACAGGCAUGGGGGUUUAUAAACAGUGGCAUAGGCACAUUUGCCACCCCCGAGAUGGUCGAUAUUGCACUCAACGACCACUUCGAGCUUGCUCGUCCCAAUUUUAUCUACAGUGGGGUUUCGCCAUCGCCGUUGCUAUUCCCUCAGAUGUCACACCUUGGACAUGCAGAGUUGUUCGAAUACUAUAUACACCAGCUAUGCCCACGCACAACAGCCAGCUCAAAAGGAAUUUCUCCUUUCUCCUCGCUCAUUCUCCCAUUCAGCAUAUCCGCCUCGCCGAUCUUAUUUAAGGCCAUUCAAGCGUUAGGCGCUUGUCAUUUAUCUCGAGGCAGCUCAUCUUAUGCUGCUCUAGCACUUCGUCUAAAGUCAGAGACCUUGAGAGACCUCCGUGCACGUUUAUCUUCUGAAGGGGUAUCGACAUGCUCCGCCGAUCCCGAAAUACUGAUAGUCAUUAUGAUGCUGUGUCUCUACGAGAUUGCAGAUAAAUGUGACCAUAAUUGGACUACACAUCUCAAGGGAGCCAAGGACCUCAUUCGGAUUCGAAGACAGAACGCUCUGGUUCUUUCAAAGCCAGUCGAAGCUCUGGAUCCCGUGUCUGACUUUGCAGAACACUUCUUUGCUUUUCAAGAUGUUAUGGGCAGAACAGCUUGCGGUGAGGAGGUCUUGUUCGGUAGUGAUUAUUGGCAGGCUACCGAUCAGCGUAUUGAUCUUUGGAUGGGUUGCAGUCCAGAACUCGUCUCUAUUCUUGCUAGCAUCACCGAGAUGAGCCGUGUGAGAAGACUCCUCGAUUCCAACGCUGCCCGCGAAUCAUUCGCCAGCCGUGCAGCCUUACUGGAACAUCGCUUGGAUAACCUCGUGCAAGAAAUCGACGGCGAUGAGGAUGACGAAACACUUCUAUCUGCGGCAGAGGCAAAGCGACUUGCAGCUGUCAUCUAUUUGCACUGCGCACUCUUCGAAGCUAGCCCUACAACACCUUUGGUGGUGGAGUACGUGCGUAAGAUUCUACAGAUCGUUUCUCGUCUGCUAGAGCAAGGGGCUUUGGCCAGUGUGACAUGGCCGGUCUUUGUGGCUGCAGUUGAAUUAGAUCCAGGAAAUGAUGUGGUUCCCUCCGACUCGGGGUCAGGCCGGUCGAUUGUACUUAGAGCGCUGGACAUGAUGACCCACUCGGCUACUUCAAACAUCACUAGAACACGAGCUGUCAUUGUCCAAGUCUGGCAGGCGCGUGACCAAUCUCUGCUUAAGGCUCCCCAGAUGCCAUGCAAUGACUGGGAGUGGUAUGUUGCGCCUAUAAGCACUGCUAUGACUUUGGCGUGA